AUGCCUCACCACGGUCGAGCCCUUCCUUCCCCCGCAGUGUCCCGAUCAUCACUGAAUCGCGGAUUCUACGCACCAGAUGUCCCUCUCAACAUAGUGCCGGAAGUACCCCUGGACAGACAGGAGCGUGCAUUCGAGCAGUAUGGCAACACCUCGACAUACAACCUGGAAAACGUGCUGCGGCAAAACAUCCUGACCUCCACCUACUACCAGAAAACAGCCGUCCCCAUCGAGCAGUGGCAGGAUCUGGUGGAUGAAAUCUACUACAGCGUGGACCAUGUGGAGCCCUGGAUGAGCGGGAACGCGCGAGGGCCCUCCACGGCCUUCAACCUGCUGUACCGACUGGGUCAAUUGAAGCCCACCCCCAAGGAGCUGCGCAUGAUGCUGGACCACAAGGACUCGCCCUACAUCAGAGCGGUGGGAUUCCUGUACCUGCGCUACACAUGCAACCCCCGGUACCUCUGGGAGUGGGUCAAGGACUAUCUCGAGGAUGCUGAGGAAUUCACACCCAGCCCCCCAGGGUGGGGCCACUCGGUGACCAUGGGCUGCUUCCUACGGGACAUCCUUCUUGAUCAGUACUACUUUGAGACCAUCUUCCCGCGCAUCCCGACCAAGGUCACCGACGAGGUGCUGGCGGGGCUCAAGGCGCGGGGCCUGCCGUGCAAGGCGCUGGGCAACGCGGGGCAGGGUGGCGAGGACCGGCGCGGCAUCGCCGAGUCCGCCGCGCGCCCCGCCUCGGUGAAGCAGUCGCUGAGCGUGGCCAUGGGCCAGCGCGCGCCCAACCGCGCCUCGGCCCGCGAGCUGGGCCGCGGGACGGGGGCCGACCUGCAGCUGGAGCAGGUGAUGAAGAGGAAGGAGAGGGCCUCCCCCGUGCGCGGGGCAGAGAGGAGGGAGGCCAGGUCGCGGUCGCGGUCGCCGCGCGGCGCACCCGUCGCCAGGUGCGCUGGGCGUGCAGCGUGGGGACUGGCGGCGUCGUGCUGCCGGGGAUGUCACCCAGGGGAUGUUGAGUCGCUGAUGAGCGGCAGCGUCGGGGCUUCUGCGGUGCGCGGGCCCAUGAUCCCCCCCUGCUGA
Molecule: messenger RNA, 1068 nt
Organism: Auxenochlorella protothecoides
Lineage: Eukaryota; Viridiplantae; Chlorophyta; Trebouxiophyceae; Chlorellales; Chlorellaceae
Product: Pre-mRNA-splicing factor 38B
Exons: 5
Coding region: 1-1068 (355 amino acids)
Cellular component (GO): precatalytic spliceosome
Source: RefSeq, a predicted model, not a curated record